AUGGCAAAUUGUUUAUUGACUGGCAAGACACCCCGUGAAGCCUUGAAGGAAGACAGCAAGCUGUCGAAAUUAUGCCCCGACUCUGUUUUGGCUACGGCAUUGAAUAAACUUCAGUCAAUCAGUAGCAUUCCAACGCCUGAGCUUCUCGCAAUCUUGGACUUCCUCACCUCAGCACAGAACUAUUGGCCAUGGACAAUAUUUGCUAUCCAUCAGGACAAGGCCAUGGACGAGCUUCGAGCAUAUGGUGGCGUAUUGGAGCCUUCGUCAAAGACCUUGAGACACAACGCAGAGAAGGCUGCGAACGAUGCUCGGGUUGCUGCGUAUAUCGCAGAAACCCUGGCCAUGCAACUUUAUCAUCUUCGUCAGAUGGGGCAAGAACACGAAUUUGCCGAGAAAGUCGUUCGUGGACUUGACUAUUUCCUCCGAGAGGGGAAACAAUACUAUUAUGCCCUCGAACUCGCGGACGAGAUGCUAAGACUUGACCCCGGCUGGAUUGGCCCCCGAGAAAAUGGCUUCAAGAACGAGAUGGAGACGGCGAAUCUCAACCUGUCUCUGGUUGAUGCCCAAAUCGCCCUUUUCCAUGCUUGGGAGUUCUUGUUGGUCGAGCUUAGCACGUGUCUCCUACCAAAGGGUCAGCUCAUCACAAAACAAAUGAUGCAAGUCGCAGAACAGUGCCUGAGCGCAAAUCAGGAGAGCCAAGGUCCCACGAGAAUCUUUGAGAGGAUCACGCAGUCUCGUGCAAAUCUCGCCAUGGUUCUUGUCCAACGCCUGACAGAGGUGUCAUUAAUGCCUAAGGACAUUGUUCAGCUUCUCACGACACUCUGGACUACCAUUAACGGCAUCGAAAACCCGUUCGGCUCGGAGCAGCUCCAGUACUACCGGACACUCCUGAAAACACUCUUCAUCGUCCUGAGAGGGUAUAAUGGAUCUCAAGUGCCUGUUGGCAAUGUCAAGGCGGCAAAUGACUCAAUCGUUGCUAUUAACCAGGGUAUCCUGAACAUCCUCGAUCGUGUUGUCGCACAAGGCUUCCGAACGCUGGUUACAUUGAUUCAUGACCCCGAGGCCAUGGUCUUCCCAGAAGACAUUGCGCUUCUUACAGCUAUCCUACAGGCUUGCUUGGCCAUACCAGGCAUGGACCAAUGUCAGACUCAGAUUCUUAACAUCAUGGUGACACACGACGUCCUCCAUGUUGCGACAUCGCUGUUCUCGUGGUCUGACAAAUUGGCUGACAAGGGCGAUCCUGUAUAUGGGGAGCUAAGCCUUCUAUUUCUCCUUGAAUUAUCCACGCUGCCACUGCUCGCCGAGCAGUUGGCCUGCGAUGGGCUUCUUGGACAGCUUACCUCAGCCAACAUAUCCACUCAUAUUCAGCGACCGAACGUGUCUCCAUAUACAGACAGCGUUGGCGCACAACGAUGCUACGGCAUCUGGGCAAAGGGGAUACUCCCUCUGCUCCUCAAUAUAUUGACGGUUCUCGGUGCAACCAUUGCUCCUGAGGUUGCAUUUGUUCUCAGUCGGUUCCCCAACCUCUUAAAGUCCAGCAUAGAGCGCUUCGAGGCGCCAGGCCUUAGUCGAACGGUCUCUCGUGAAGCACCGCAGUACGUCAGCCUCAUCACGGUCUCAGAGGUUCAUUCCCUGGCCCUGAUCACGCGCGUGCUGGCCAUAUUGAGAAUGAACAACAACCGGGAUAUACCCGAUGUCGCAUGGGAUGCGGCUACACUACUUGAGAAUGUGGAGUUCUGGCUCUCUAGCCGCAAACUUCUCAGGGAUAGGAUCUUGCCACUCGGCAGCAGGGAGGCCGACUGGAGGAGCAUGAAGACUGCCGCGGCAGGUGCCCCUGGAAAAUCAGACAAUAAAUUAGAGGCGAAGGUGGUUGCGUUGCUCGAGGCUGUCAAAGAAAUCUUGAGCGAUUCGGAUUGA
Phaeoacremonium minimum UCRPA7 is the source of this 1917-nucleotide messenger RNA. Its product is annotated as putative nuclear pore complex protein an-nup188 protein. Lineage: Eukaryota; Fungi; Ascomycota; Sordariomycetes; Togniniales; Togniniaceae. Bases 1 to 1917 code for a protein of 638 amino acids. Gene Ontology annotation, biological process: protein import into nucleus; RNA export from nucleus. Gene Ontology annotation, cellular component: nuclear pore inner ring. The transcript is spliced from 3 exons. The record is from RefSeq and is a predicted model, not a curated record. Gene Ontology annotation, molecular function: structural constituent of nuclear pore.